This is a messenger RNA of Setaria italica (foxtail millet), 2697 nucleotides long. RefSeq lists its product as uncharacterized. NCBI's taxonomy places the organism in Eukaryota, Viridiplantae, Streptophyta, Magnoliopsida, Poales, Poaceae. Bases 479 to 2404 code for a protein of 641 amino acids. The record is from RefSeq and is a predicted model, not a curated record. The transcript is spliced from 2 exons.
GUGCCACCGCCACCGGGGCCCCGCCAGCCGCUGCCACCUUCCCCCACUACCGUGCUCCGUGCUUCCAUCGCUCUGCCGGUGCGCCGCUCUCGAUCUUGAGCCCUGUUUGGUGCCGCGCUCCUGGCCUCCUCUGACGCCGUGUCCCUGGCUUCCUGUUACCUUCUUUUAGUUCUUUCGCCCUCGACCACCCGCCACCGCCAUUGUCGCCCCGCCACACUGGAGGCGCGCCAGCGGUGCGCGGCGGCCUAAGCCUUCCCCGUUCUGCUGCCCGCCGACGGCGAUAUCCAACCGGGCGAGGCGACCCUCGGGUUAGUUUCCGUCUUAUUCCUGGCCUGCCUCUGGUUUCUCCUGCUGCCGUCGCUGGUGACGCCUCCCCUUGCUGUGUUCCGCGGGGGCGCUGCACGCCUCUCAGAUCCCGAGCGCGGAUCCGAUCGCCGGCUGCCUAAAGAUUUGUGCGGACAAUUGGGAGAGGCCAGGCAUGGCCAUGGGCGUCGAGGCGAAGCAGGAUGCUUCAUGCAGUAUCAAGAAAACUCUGAGAUGUGCUGUCAGAACAACCUGGAGAUGUGCCUUUGAAUAUCGGGCUCUGUUCAGUCUAUUGCUACUGCUCUACCUGCUGUACAAGUAUUCACCGGGUUUCUUCGCUUUCCUUCUCUCCAAUUCUCCAGUCAUUGGAUGCACGGCCAUUCUCCUUGGUGUACUGAUAAGCUAUGGGGGUGCACAUCUUCCGGAGAUCGAUGAAGACAGGAAGGCUCCUGAAGGUAUUGCAGCUCCAAAGUUUGAGAUUUCUUCCAGAAAUGUAAAUAUUGAAGCAGACCAGAGAUUUUCAGUGCCUGCAAUGAAGGAGAACAUAAUCAGGGAGGCAAGUUUUGGCAGAAGAGACGGUAACAAGUGUAUUGAUCUGGAUGAGAGCGUUCCUCUUCUGAAGGGACCCGAUCUACAAGAUGAGAGAGUUGAUGCUGCAGGUGGUAGACCUGUGAAAAUUCUCACUACUGUUCCUUCCAUGGGGGACAUGAAAACUUAUGCGGAGAAAAGGUCUGAAGGUGCUUUUUUGAGCAGGGACAAGAGCGACGGGUAUGCCAACUUGUUCGAAGAUGUACAUCAGAGAAGAGUUGAUGGGAAAGAAGCAACCUUGGGUGUAUACUCUUCAAGUGAGAAUGUUAGGCAAGAUGCUGAAAUUGUGGCAACUCCAAAUUAUGAAGGGAAAGUAUGUACAGAUUCACAAAGUGGUGAGGUGGUAGAUGCUUCAGAACACAAGGCUGUUGAUGGCGCAACAAGUAAAUGCAGAUGGGGACGUGCUUUUUCUGUGCGUCGGAGGAAGAAGCUGGCUGAUAUAAAGAUCGAGGCUGUUAAUUCUAUUGUGGACAAUCAAUUAGAGAAUCCUCUAUGCUCACCACUCACUGGAGUUGGCAGUCAUGAUAGUUCAUCAGGUUUUGACCCUGAUAAUGCAGAGAGAGACACUCCUGAUGUUUCUAUGACCGGCACUAGUGCCGUGCUCGAUGAGACCGAACCUCUUCUGGGUGCUGAUUGCUCUCAUCCUCAUCACAUUACUAAUGAUGAGUCGGGUAAUCAUUCCAGCAUCGCCUCUCAUGAUUCUCAAGUUGAAAGUGAUAGUAAUGUUGUGGCUGACAAUAGCAAGGCCAAAGAUGAUGGCGAGGAGAAGGAGGAUGCUGGAACUGAGCCUGCGCUUUUGUGGACAGCUGACAAUGAGAAGAAUGUCAUGGAUCUUGGGUACUCCGAGAUUGAGCGCAACCGUAGGUUGGAGACUCUGAUGGUGAGGAGAAAAUCAAGAAAAAACAUAAGAUUUGAGCUAGACAGCAUGGGUGAUAUAGCAGAUGAUUUAUCACAUUCCCGACUUCAGCCUAUUUCAAUUUCAUCACGACAGAUGAACCCAUUUACCGAUGAUGCGGAACUUCCUGGGUCGGCUCCUCCUAUUCUGCAUCCACAAAAGAGCCCCUUCAAUUUCCUUACCGAACAAUCAGCUGAAACCGGUGACCUUGCACAUCACAAUCUGGAAGCCCAGGAAUCCAUGGCGGUUUCGCAUCAAGACACCCUCUUCAAAAGGCACGAAAGCUUCAACAUUGGCAGACAGCCGCAGAGACAUGGUUCCAGGUUCAAACCAUGCUUUGUCCUAGAGGAGUUUAGCUUUGAGGAAGCGGGGGCAAGCAGUUUCCAGAGGCAGUUCAGUGACAGGAGCGUGUCGAGAUUGAGCAUCGUCUCCGAAUGCGACACGGUUUCUUCGGUCGGCGAUCAGGAGCACAACGAACUCAUAAGGAACUACAUCCGUGGGGUGCGCGAGUCGCCUAGCCUGCUAAGACAGGAUAGCGAUCUUGCGUGUGCUGGAAACGAGUGCUCGGAUGGGAUCAGCUUUGUGGACAACGAAACCUUGAAUGCUGUUAUCUGCUGAAUGGAUUACGAGGCAUUGGAGUCUUGGAGAACAUUACACUGCAUAUUGUGACUGGAGAGCGGAGGAGCUUUGCUGUAGCCCUUGCUCAUGAUGCAUACUCCUUUCGUGUCCUCGCUCGUCUGACAGGGUUUGCAUUCUUCCUGUACAUUUGCACAGUUGAAAAUACACUGUCUUGCUGUACAUUCUUGCGUGUAAUAGCGUGAAAAGAUGAGGUGCCAGAAGGCUGAAUACUUGCAUCCAGCUCUAUUUGUUGAUUGUGUUUAUUUGUACUUUCUUCUUCAGUUCUGAAUCAU